Messenger RNA from Heterotrigona itama, 3803 nucleotides. NCBI's taxonomy places the organism in Eukaryota, Metazoa, Arthropoda, Insecta, Hymenoptera, Apidae. The record is from the annotation of a GenBank genome assembly.
AUGAAACCGACGCUGAAGAAAGUCUCCAAGUACGAGAACAAGUUCGCCAAGCUGCAGAAGAAGGCGGCCGAGUUCAACUUCCGUAACCAGCUUAAACAGGUUAAGAAGAAGGAAUUCACCCUCGAGGAAGAGGACAAGGAGGUAAGAACGAUCGUUUUCGACAAACUCGAAGCCGUUCGACGUUCUAUAUAUAUAGUUUUAAGUAGACUUUUUUCCUCCCCCGACCGACAAACCCUGCCGCCUCCCGUCGGCGGUCCAUUUUGGGUUCUUCUUCGUUUCGGCGAGCAAAGUUCACGGGGAUAUAAGACGCUGGCGAUGAAGACAUUCAUGCUCUCGGUGACCAUUUGUGGCCUUCUCCUCUCACGUAGGAGACAGAAUUUUGUCGAGAAUAUCAGAGAGUAUCUUAUAUCUCCGCGAAUUUAUGCCCCGCCGCGUGGGAGUCGUGCUUUUUGAAAUCUUUUUUCGUACGCGACGAUUUUGAAGGUUUUUGAAGUUCUUUUUUUCUUUUUUUUUUUUUUUUCUAUCUUUCUUUCUUUCUUUCUUUCGCCGCCCAGACGGGGCGGGCCUGUAUUCACGUCUUUUUUUCCAGCCAUUGAGAAAGACACUUUUUGUGGCUCUGGUUUUCUUUCCAUGUACAAAACCCAGUCAGCAGGUUUUUUUCUCCUUGUAUCAGUAGAGUCUUAAUCACUUGUUGUUCGGGCGUCCUUUCAUCGAGAUCAAACGAACCUACCAUUUUCGGCCAUUUCCGAUAAAGUGGAAAAACAAAAUCACGUGUGUUUGUUCCUUUGUCUUCGAGGUCCCUUGACACUUCGAUAUGUGGCCUGUCGCCGCGUUCUAUUCGCCGCGAGAUUGAAAACGAAUUCGUCAAAUCCUCUCGUGAUCUGACGCGUCGAGCGUUGAAAAACCGGUUGAUCUCCUGAAAGUGACACCGUUUCUUUUUUAUCCUUUUCUCUCUUUUUUUUUCGUAUACGUAAGAGCCCCAGUAGUAGCGAUAGUUGACUAGGCAAUUGUGUUGUUCUCCACAGCCCAAGAAGUCCGAGAAGGCAGAGUGGCAGACGAAGAAAUAGAUUUAAAAAACAAAACACACACACACACACACACACACAUGCACAAAAAAACGUAAAAUAAACGUAAAGAAAAGAAAAAAAACGAUAUCACACGCGUAUACAGGCAGUCAAGCAAUAACGAUACACUAUCAAAAAGAGCUUUAACACCUCGUACAACAACCGAAUCGCGUGAUACAACAACGCGAGCACAGAAGAAACAUAUCGCGAAGAAAUAGCCGGAGAAAACGUUUCCGUUCUUCCCAUUUCGGUUAUAAUAGGUUCACGUUGAUCAACGUGAUUUCUUUCUACCAUCUUUCCAUCUCAACAGCUCGUCCAUUUUUCCGGUUGUUUUUCUUUUUUCCUCCUCCUCCCCCCCCUCUCUUAAUUUCAUCGUACACCUUUGUAAAUCUUUUCCUCGGUAUAUAAUCGCAUUAGGCGAAUAAGCCAAAGUUAUACAACCUUUUUUUUUGUUUUCCAACUCGUUCGACCGAGUAAUCGAAUCGAACACCACACAAAGGAUGCUGUGUCAAUAAACGAUCGAAGAAAGAUCAAAUAACGUCAAAAGAAGGCAAAAUAAUUAUCCUCGACAAGUCACUUCUUACUUUUUUCCCUCCACCUUCUUCGACGGUAGCUCGUAUUACUCUCUCGACGUUUUCCCUUCUUCAUUUCAUUCAUCAACAUUUCUCUUGUACAUAUUUUUCUUUUUUUGUUUUUUGUUUUUUUCUCUUUUCGACGAGACUCGACCCCGCGCGAAUAUGAAAACGCGCUCGCUCUAUAAAAUGCAGCGAACGAAGGCGAUCUAGACGACGAUUCUUAUGGAAUCACCGAUAAGAAUGGGUCGAGUGUUAUCGAGAAUCGUUCCGCUCUGCUCCACUAAUUUUUUCUCUAAGCUCCACUUUUCUCUUCCCUCUGUUAUCCGUCUUGCGUGUUCCGACGACGACAGUACGGCACAGUAGCCGGUUAUUAUACGUGAAAUUGUACUUAAUUUGCUUUUAACGCGUCUAAUUUUCUCCUUUCUCUCUCUCUCUCUCUCUCUCUCUCUCUCUUUCUCUCUUUCACUUUCACUGUUUAAUGCCAUUUCGCAACGAUGUCGGUGAUUGAAAAAAGAGAAAGAAAAACCGAAAACGUAAAAAAAAGCGACAUGAAAAAAAAAAAGAAAAAGAAAAGGUGAGAAUGGCUUACAAAAGUUAAUAUUUAAGACUCACAGACUUUCUUCUUCGUUUCGUACGUAAUCGCAGAAGCGCUUUACUCACAAGUGCCUGUUUAUUUAUCUUCUCUGUCUAUCUAUCUAUCUAUCUGUCUGUCUUUCUACUUUUUUUUUUUCACACUCUCUAUCUUCCUGUCUCACUCUUUCUGUCAUUUCUCUCUAAUUAUUCAUCCAUUGACUCUGUUCUUCUGCAUUCAAUUUCGUUUAUCUUCUGUUUGAAAACACGUGACGCGCGCCAGGCUCCUUCACGCAAACGUGUGAAAACCGUCGUUUAGGGAAAACGUUUAGGUUGUCCGUACGCAAAGCGUACAGAGAAAACUAGACGAAAAACGAAAGCCGCCCGCUGCGAGAAGCCGUCACUUUCAAUUAAAAUUCUUUCCAAGAUCGCAAUAAGCUCUUUCGCAGCUUAAUGCCUUUGCUGCCAUUAUUCGGCUGCCAUGCUUGCCAGGCUGUUACAUGUGUAGGAUUGUUGUCCCGUCUGCGUUUUUUAUCUCUCUCUCUCUCUCUCUCUCUCUCUCUCUCUUUUUCUCUCUAUUUCUCUUUCGAGCCGUACAUCGAUCCGAUUCGUUCAACCUGUGAUCAACGUAAAGCACAACGUACAAUUGUCAAGAUAAAUCGCGAUUCACAAGACGAGAACACAUACGGUUCGAAGUUGCGAUUUACGAUGUUCGACGCACGGUUCGAUCACGGUAUCGAGCGUGAUUCAUGCUGUACGAUCGAGAAACGGCGACGAGAUCGUCGAUUGAAUGAAUCACGCGCGACCUCCUUUAAUCGUUAAGUUAUUAAUUAGUAUGUACGCUCUAAUAAUUGUCCAUGUCUUAUCUGUUGACUAAUGAUGUUGCUCUUGCAUUAUGUUCGCAGAACGCGUCAAAAGAUAAGGUAAAGCUUUAAACGAUCAACUCGUUUAGAUCGGCAUGCUUCUAGUAUGAGAGUACAGCUAGUGCGUGUGUUUAGACGAGAGAUAUAAUGUAGAUUACAGGGGAUGGUGUGAAGGAACGAGCCAGAAGAGAUCAUAGGAUUUAGAAUAGAAAAAGAGCUUACUUCCCCUAACGAUACGAGUCGCGACUCUGCAAGUUUUUCUUUCGAUCGUUCGAUACCGUGAACGAGACUUUUUAUUUUCAAUCUUCUCUCGCCUUCGUUUCACUAACAAUCUGCACGGCUUUUUGAAUGUCGACGAAGAGAGAAGAUCGCGACACGUCGUCGUCCACUGAACUGACGACGCUUGCUCGACACUCGGAACUUUUAAAUUGGAAAACGAGUUCAGAGACCACGAUUUUCGCCGAUGUUACGUUGGUACGCGCGGUUACUGGCAAGUUCUCGGCCACGAUGAAUUUCUCGCGCGUCCCCACCUGCGCGUUGCCCUGCUUUGCGAAAGUUUCCCCGCGGCGCUAACCAGGAGGAGGCGGACUCCUCCAGCGUGUGCAAACCGAAUUCCAUUCGCAAGUCGCAAUGAUGUCUCACAUUUGUUUUCUGAAAUUUUGCAGAAGAAACCCGACUGGUCGAAGAAAGGCGAGGAAAAGAAGGUAAAGGAAGAGGAGGUCGAGGCAUGA